Bufo bufo (common toad) is the source of this 1065-nucleotide messenger RNA. RefSeq names its product gap junction delta-2 protein-like. Lineage: Eukaryota; Metazoa; Chordata; Amphibia; Anura; Bufonidae. The transcript has a single exon. The record is from RefSeq and is a predicted model, not a curated record. Gene Ontology annotation, biological process: cell communication. Bases 1 to 1065 code for a protein of 354 amino acids. Gene Ontology annotation, cellular component: connexin complex.
AUGGGCGACUGGUCGAUUUUAGGUCGUCUUUUAACAGAGGUCCAGAACCACUCAACAGUCAUUGGUAAAAUAUGGCUGACGAUGCUACUCAUUUUCAGAAUUCUCUUAGUAACGUUGGUGGGAGAUGCAAUGUAUGGAGAUGAACAGUCUAAAUUCACCUGCAAUACCCUUCAACCAGGUUGCAACAAUGUAUGCUAUGAUAGCUUUGCCCCUGUCUCACAUCUUAGGUUCUGGAUAUUUCAAAUUGUCCUGGUGUCCACGCCUUCCAUCUUUUAUAUAAUCUACAUCCUCCAUAAAAUUGCUAAAGAUGAAAAAACUGAACUGGAAAAGGCAUAUAUCAUGGAACUUCUUCAAAACUUAUCAAUUGGGGAAAAUAUCCUACCAAGUCCAGAAGCAAGAGAACACCUAGAAGAUAAAGAUAUAUCCAGAAAAGAAGACAGUUUUAGUACAAAUUUUUCUAAUGAUGCCCUCCAAUGUCCUAUUCCAGUGUUUGACAAGAUGCACAUCAUUUACAUUGUUCAUGUGGUCCUCAGGUCAGUUAUGGAAUUGGCAUUCUUAGUUGGACAAUGCUAUCUUUAUGGUUUUGAAGUUCCUCAUCUUUUCCAGUGCCACACUUACCCUUGUCCAACCAAGACUGAUUGCUUUGUCUCCAGGGCUACUGAGAAGACUGUCUUUCUUAACUUUAUGUUUGGAGUUGGACUUGGGUGUUUUAUACUGAACAUUGCUGAGCUGCAUUACUUGGGUUGGUUCUAUGUGUUUCGGACCCUAACAGUUGCCUGUAACAGCUGUUGUGAAUUUAAGAGCAAGAAGAAGAAAGGGCCCAGGGUGCUGCACCCAGAGCAAAAUAACCUGCUUAUCCAUUUGAAAGACACCAUACAAGAACGGUUUGUCCUAAAGACAUCUUCAGGUCUAUCUCCAGAGAGGAUAGGUUUUCUACCUUCUCCACCAACGAGUACAAUAUCAUUCACUAAUGAAGAUAAUGAUGAUACUACCUCAAGACAAAGUCCAGAUAUUAAGCACAGUAAUAAAGCUAAAAUAGCCAAGAUCAAGAAGUCCUGGCUAUGA